AACCUGUUCAAAUUCCAAGGCCGGCUACUCUAUGCAAGCUGCAUGAUGACAGAAGGUUGAAAUAACAAUCCUAAUGCGACCAAGAAUUAUUACACGGUUGAAAUCACACCUGCAUCAGAGUUGUUUAACUUAUUCUUAUUCUUCGUAUAUAAAAAUGGAUCGUAAAAAGAGCAAAACGAAGGUGGUUUCAAGAUUGGAGGCCUCAAAGCGAGGCAAGAAUGAUAUUCCUGCAUCAGCCUCUAUAACGCUGACUGUGCUGUCUGCUGCCCCAGAAGGCACUGGUUCCAGUGUUCUACUUAAGCUAGCUUGUGAUAGGUAUUUGUUUAAUGCUCCAGAAUCCGUGCAGUUAUUCACAGAGAGUGUCAACAUCAAUAUGGUGAACAAUAUUUUCUUCACGAGAAAAAGUCAUGAAGCUCUGAGUGGACUAGGUGGGUUUCUAUUGUGUAAUACUGAAAAUUUUGAGCGGUCUGAAACAAUAAAACUACAUGGACCUCCUAAUGUGGAAAAGGUGCUGGACCUAUUAAGUCACUUUUCAGAGGGACAUGCUGAUCCAAGGGCAAGAAUUGAAUGGCGUGGUUUGCCACACAAGUCAUACGAAGAUGCUCAAGUGACAGUGGAAUAUGUGCCUCUAUAUGACGAGCGUUAUGAUGGCAAUAUUGAGAACAUGCAUAGGAACAGAGCUGACAUUGAUGAGGAAAAGGAGAUUGAGCAAGCUAAACAUAUGACAAUGGCUUAUAUUGUCAAGUUCAAGGAGACUGCACCCAAGGUGGAUAGACACAAACUGGAGGCACUCAAAAUCCAAAGUGGACCCUGGGUAGGGGAGCUAGUUAAGGGCAGGACAGUCACACUGCCAGAUGGUAGACAGCUGGAGCCUAAAGAUAUUAUUCAAGAAGAGGGUCCGGUUUUGGGACCACUGAUAGUGUUAGAAGUGCCUUGUGAGGCCUACCUGACUUCCCUGUUGACCUCCCCCCUUCACAACCUUCCUUCACCUGAUAUCAUCGUGCACAUCACCCCACAGAGCAUCAUAGACGACCCCAGAUACCAGAGCUUCAUGAAACGCUACGACUGUCGUCACCUGAUUCUCAAUGAAGCGGCCGAAAUGAGCUACCUUCCCGAACUCCACAACGCAUGUGGCAUACGUAACCACAUUCAUGGAGAUAUAUUCCCCCUACCUCGUGGGUACUCGUUCACGAGACCGUCUAUAGCAGAGGACACCAACACUGUAUAUGGUUGCUACCAUUUGAAUUACAUGAUGAGGCCGUAUAGUUCGAAGGGAUUUCAUUGUGACCAGAUUCCACAGUUCCAUGCAGGCAAGGCAAUGGAGGUGGCGAAAGAGAAGAUUAUGGAAGACGUCCGAAAGCUGAACAGGUCUGGCGGCAGCAGUAAAGAGGAACACAGCAAGGAAUGGGUGGACAAAGCGAUGGAAAGGUUUAAGCUUAAGCUGAAGAAUGGUGAUGCAGCGCCUAUAUUUGAUAAAGACUAUCCAGAGAUAACAUUUAUUGGCACGGGCCGGGGUCUGCGAAACCGUCACAAAAAAGAGGGGCAUCAGGAAUCCUUGUUACUUUAAGACAGAAUGAGUACAUGUUGUUAGACUGUGGUGAGGGCACUCUCCAUCAGAUGAUAACCAUGUACGGAAGGGAGAGAACCAAUCUGAUUCUUGCGCAAACCAAAGCUAUCUUUGUGUCACAUCUGCACUUCGACCACCAUGG
Molecule: messenger RNA, 1709 nt
Organism: Dreissena polymorpha
Lineage: Eukaryota; Metazoa; Mollusca; Bivalvia; Myida; Dreissenidae
Product: zinc phosphodiesterase ELAC protein 2 homolog
Exons: 15
Coding region: 74-1567 (497 amino acids)
Biological process (GO): mitochondrial tRNA 3'-end processing
Cellular component (GO): mitochondrion
Molecular function (GO): 3'-tRNA processing endoribonuclease activity
Source: RefSeq, a predicted model, not a curated record